Molecule: messenger RNA, 1590 nt
Organism: Candidula unifasciata
Lineage: Eukaryota; Metazoa; Mollusca; Gastropoda; Stylommatophora; Geomitridae
Source: the annotation of a GenBank genome assembly
ACAUGGUCAAAGGCAGGAAGUCAGAGUCGCACGCAGUCUCUGACAGGUUCUUGUGUGUCGGGAGAUAUUGACGAGGAAGACAACACCAGCUGUCACACAGGGACCACAAAUGAAUCAAAAAGGGCCAGGAAGAGAAGAAAGCGCAGAGAGCAAGCUAACAAAGCAGCAGAAGCAGAACUUGCUGAAAUAUCAUUAGAGCAGCAGUGGUUGAAAGAGGUGGGGCUGAAAAAACCACCCAAUCACAGAACAGCAGAAGGGGGAGUUGGGAAAGCUACACCUGGCUUGAUAACCAAUUCCUAUGUGAUUAAUGAAGCUAAAAAACAGACAAGUGGCAAGGGUGGAGAUAGGAAGUCUCAGCAGCCAAUAGCGUUUGAUAUAGCUGCCAUGAUUGAUGCUAUACAGAAAAAACCGGUUGUGUCACCUACUUCAACUUUAACCAGAUCACAGCAUGCAAACUCCAUGGUGCCAAAGAAAGAGCAAGUCACAGUUGGCACUGCAUCUUUAAAUUUACCUGGCAAUAUGUUGGAUUCAUCAGCACCAUUGCUAAAACGAGGUAAAGAAAGAGAGGUAGGAAAAACCAAAAAGCCAAGUCCAUUGAAGAAAGUCAUCUUGAAAGAGAGAGAACAGCGCAAAAGGCUGAUGCUGCUUGAUGAGGAUCCAGACUCUGCUGCUGGCCUUGGAAAUGUUGGAGCUUCAUCUGGAGUGGGCAUCGUUGGUGGGGAGAGUGAGCUUAGCCAAGAUGCUCUCAGCAACAAGUCUGGGGAUACAAGCAGUGGUGACGCAAACGGUGGAGCUGAACUUUCUGCAGAUUUCUCACCCAUAAGUCAGACUUCUCCCAUUUCAAUGUCACCGGCCUCACCUGGAAAUUCUGGAGUGAAUUCUCCCAUUACAGGAUCAGUAGGUCGUGAUCCAGUUGUGAUGAAGAUCCAUAGUCGAAGAUUUCGAGAAUACUGCACCCAGAUCCUGGACAAAGAGAUAGACCAGUGCUGUACCUCCUUGCUGCAAGAUCUGGUCAAGUUUCAGGACAGGAUGUACCAUAAGGAUCCUGUUAAGGCAAAAUCGAAGAGAAGGCUUGUCUUGGGUUUACGAGAGGUCACCAAACAUCUGAAGCUGAAGAAAAUUAAAUGUGUGGUGAUCUCCCCUAAUUUAGAGAAAAUUCAGUCCAAAGGAGGAUUAGAUGAAGCUCUCAACAACAUCUUGAACAUGUGCCGGGAACAGAAUGUGCCUUUCGUGUUUGCUCUUGGGCGGCGAGCACUUGGCAGAGCAUGUGCCAAACUGGUGCCCGUCAGUGUGGUUGGGAUAUUCAAUUAUGAAGGAUGCGAGAGCAAGUACCAAAGUCUCAUCUCCUUGACGGCAGCUGCAAGAAGUGCUUACAAUGAAAUGGUUCUGGCUGUGGAGAAGGAAGUGGCAGAGUAUCCUACCAUGUUAUCACAGACUUCCAGCAUUGGUGGAGUACCUGGACUCUUUGCAGCUCACAUGGGACAUUCCAGGACUCCGUCUGGAUGCAGUGCCAUCUCUUUCACCAGCUCCAUCUUGUCUGAGCCAAUAUCGGAGAAUUUCCCACACGCUGAACCUGAAGUGGACAGUAAA